AUGGACACUGGUAGCGACCUCAUAUGGACAACAUGCUGCCCUUGUGACAACUGCUCCAUCCAAACACCAAUGUUUGAUCCACUUCAGUCGUCCACCAACAAGAGCCAGAGCUGCUUCGCCAGCUCUUGCAAGGAAUUGCCCCAGUAUGGUUGCACCAGCGACCAACGUUGCUGUUUCAUAUAUUCCUAUGUUGAUGAAUCCUUCAUAGAAGGGAUACUGGCCACCGAGACACUCUUGUUUGACGAUGGUGCUGGCACCAUCAAGUUUACAGGAAUUGUCUUUGGUUGUGUUCAUAGGAAGCUCAAAUUCAUCAAAUUCAGCAAGGACGCAGAGUUUUCAGGCAAGGAAGAGGUUCAAGAGACGCCGAUGGCACCAGGUAGCACAGAUUAUGUGCUCAACCUGAUUGGCAUAAGCAUCGGGAACACCAGACUCAACAUACAAUUUGGUGUUGCACAGAUGACUCCAUUGUUGGGAGAUGCCAGGUCGAUCGUCAUAGAUGCGGGUACCAUGCUGACUUAUCUUGCCAAAGAUGUGUAUGAUCAAGUGGCAAAUGCGGUGGCUAAUGUCAUAAACCAUGAAUGCUUCUAUCAUCUAAGCAAGAUUUGCUGUGUUACCAUGUAG
This is a messenger RNA of Nymphaea colorata (pocket water lily), 621 nucleotides long. RefSeq names its product aspartic proteinase CDR1-like. Gene Ontology annotation, cellular component: extracellular region. The coding region runs from base 1 to 621 and encodes 206 amino acids. The transcript is spliced from 2 exons. Lineage: Eukaryota; Viridiplantae; Streptophyta; Magnoliopsida; Nymphaeales; Nymphaeaceae. The record is from RefSeq and is a predicted model, not a curated record.